Messenger RNA from Thlaspi arvense, 1374 nucleotides. Lineage: Eukaryota; Viridiplantae; Streptophyta; Magnoliopsida; Brassicales; Brassicaceae. The record is from the annotation of a GenBank genome assembly.
AUGAGAAAACGCAAGGGAAGAGUCUUUUCCGUGGGAAGCAAGGAAUCAAACACAAUGGUUCCAGGAUUGUGGGGAUUCGCAGGCACAGCGAUGGCGAGUCUUAUGUUCUUCCGGUCAAUGUACUCACAGUUUGUGCCGUGCGAACUCCAAGCCUACAUCGAGAAAUUCGUUUACAAGAUGAUGGGAUGGGUCUCGAUCAAGUUCAACGAAUACACCGGAGAAGGUCUCCAGAGAAGCAAAGCCUACGACUCGAUACGCCAUUACCUAUCUGCGACUUCGACGGCUCAUACUCAGAGAAUGAAAGCCAACGAGUCUAGAAACAGCAAAUCGUUGGUGCUUAGUAUGGACGACCACGAGGAAGUUGAAGAGUUUUUCGAAGGUGUGAAGGUGAAGUGGUAUUCGAGCACGUACAAGGUAGAGAAUAGGGCUAACGCGAUGCCGAGAAGAUACUACACUCUAACUUUCCAUAGACGACACAGAAGGAUGAUCGUAGAGAGAUAUAUGGAGCAUGUUUUGAGAGAAGGUAAGGCGAUAGGAUUGAGGAACAGAGAGAGGAAGCUCUACACUAACAACUCGUGUGACGAUUGGUCUUAUUUCACGGAAGGAAAGUGGGGAAACGUUCCUUUUAAUCACCCGGCUACGUUCGAGACUUUGGCUAUGGAUCCCGAGAAGAAGGAAGAGAUUAAAAAGGAUCUGCUUAGGUUUAGUAAAGCUGAGGAUUACUAUAGGAAAGUUGGGAAAGCGUGGAAGAGAGGUUAUCUCUUGUUUGGACCUCCCGGGACAGGGAAGUCUAUGAUGAUAUCGGCAAUGGCGAAUUUCUUGGAUUACGAUGUGUAUGAUCUUGAGCUAACGACCAAGGAAGUUAGAGUUACAUUGUCGGGGCUGUUAAACGCCAUUGAUGGGUUAUGGUCAUCUUGUAGUGGUGAGAAGAUCAUAGUGUUCACGACGAAUUUUGUGGAUAAGCUUGAUCCGGCAUUGAUUCGCAGAGGGAGAAUGGACAAACACAUUGAGAUGUCUUAUUGCAAGUUUGAAGCAUUCAAGGUUUUGGCCAAGAACUACUUGGACAUCGAGUCACAUGGCUUGUAUGGAGAAAUCGAGAGAAUGCUAGAGGAAACCGAUAUGUCUCUGGCUGAUGUUGCUGAGAAUCUGAUGCCCAAAUCUGAUGAGGAAGACGCAGAUGUUUGCUUGAAGCGUUUGGUAAAGUCUUUGGAGGAGGAGAAGGAGAGAGCAAAGAAGUUGGCUGAGGAAGAAGAGGAGAAGAAAGCGAAGACUAAAACAGAGAAAGAAAAGAAAGAGAGAGCAAAGAAGUUGGCUGAUGAAGAAGAGAAGAAGAAAACAGAGGAAGCAGAGGACGAAACAUUGAAACCACCCUAA